Molecule: messenger RNA, 846 nt
Organism: Hevea brasiliensis (rubber tree)
Lineage: Eukaryota; Viridiplantae; Streptophyta; Magnoliopsida; Malpighiales; Euphorbiaceae
Product: EPIDERMAL PATTERNING FACTOR-like protein 4
Exons: 2
Coding region: 185-532 (115 amino acids)
Biological process (GO): stomatal complex development; guard cell differentiation
Source: RefSeq, a predicted model, not a curated record
ACGCUUUCUUUAGUCACUUCGGUAUAUGUCUUUGACUUAGACCUCUCCUCCCGCACGCUCACACGCAAAAACUCUUGCAACUAUCGCUCUUUCUCAUUCAAUCUAUGCUUCCGUCUUAGACCCUUUUACUUCUUACUUCCUCAACACACCAACACUUGUUGCUUCCUCACCUCCCACCUCGGCGAUGGCCCUCUUCCGCCACCGCCUCCGCCAUCUAUCAACACUACUCACUGCCUUCACUUUUCUCCUUUUCUUCUCUUCCUCGGUUACCACUCUUUUGCUACUCGGUAGCGGUUUUUCAGAGAGGGAGGACAGGGAAAGAGGAAGAGGGUUAAGGGCAUUUGACAGAGUUCUCACUCAGAAACGACUCAGUGGACCGGGUUCGUCACCACCCACGUGUAGAUCCAAGUGCGGGAAGUGUUCGCCAUGUGAACCAGUUCAUGUGCCGAUUCAACCUGGUUUUAGUAUUCCAUUAGAGUAUUACCCGGAGGCUUGGAGAUGCAAGUGUGGAAACAAGCUGUUCAUGCCUUAAUAAAAAUAAAAAAGAGUUGCUCUUUGUUAUGUUGCUAUUUGGGUAACUAUUGGUUCUCGAAGGAGGUGGUGCCUUUCCAUGCUUGCAUUAUGAAAAUUUUGCCACAGGACAAGGAACUUUGGGAAUGUAGGUUGUAGAGGUGAGAUUACCAAGAGAGAUCUCUCCUCAUCUCUCUCUCUCUUGUUAAUGAUCCCUUUUUCUUUCACUUGCAUUGAUGCAAAGUUUAUUAUGAGACAUUGGAAUUAAGUAAAAGUUGUAAUUAACUUGAGUUUCUUUACAUAAGAACAGAAGCUGCAAUGUUUUUAAGGUUUAAA